Aphidius gifuensis is the source of this 2733-nucleotide messenger RNA. It is a transcript of the gene pAbp, whose product is annotated as polyadenylate-binding protein. Gene Ontology annotation, molecular function: poly(A) binding; mRNA 3'-UTR binding; poly(U) RNA binding. The transcript has 2 exons. The record is from RefSeq and is a predicted model, not a curated record. NCBI's taxonomy places the organism in Eukaryota, Metazoa, Arthropoda, Insecta, Hymenoptera, Braconidae. Gene Ontology annotation, cellular component: ribonucleoprotein complex; cytoplasmic stress granule; nucleus. The coding region runs from base 609 to 2471 and encodes 620 amino acids.
CUUUAAACCUCUGUAGACCGUAGGCUUAAGACAAUAGAGUCCUAUCAUCUAUUCACGUUUGGUUGUGUCCCGUUGUGUCUUUUUUUUUAAUAAAAAAAAUUAAAAAAUAGGUCACACAACUCACCACCAUUCAUGAAAUACUCUAUGUAAAAAAAAAAAAAAAAAUAUAAAACUUAAAAAAUCCAAAAAAAUUAUAAAAUUAUUAUAAAAGAUAAAAAAAAAAGUUGACAAAAAAAUAAGUAAAAUAACCUCAAAAUAAAAAAAAAAGAAAAAACGAAUUUAAACAAAGUCGGUGGUUAAUAAAAAAACAAAAAAAAAAAAAGAAAAAAAUAAGUGAACGUGCAAGAGAAAAUAAGAAAAUAAAUAAAAAGCGUAAAAUUUAAAAAAUAAAAAAAAGUAAUAAAAGUUCAGGGCCAUUUGUCGUUGUAGUGCGUCAAAAGUUAUUAAUUUCCAUAUUUCACAUAUUACAAAAAAAUUUCUUUCACAACGAGUGAAAGUAUAAAUUCAAAAAAAAAAAAGAUAUAAUAAUAAUAAUAUAUCUUUUUUCAAUAAAUUGAUUGAUAUUUGAUUUUUUUGAUAAUAAAAAAAGUAAAAUCUAAAAAUUAGCAAUGGCUUCCUUGUACGUUGGUGACUUGCAAUCGGACAUAACCGAGGCUAUGCUGUUUGAAAAAUUUUCAACGGCUGGUCCAGUUUUAUCAAUCCGUGUUUGUCGUGAUGUUAUCACUCGCAGAUCUCUUGGAUAUGCAUACGUUAAUUUUCAACAACCAGCUGAUGCUGAGCGUGCCCUGGAUACCAUGAAUUUCGAUACGUUGAAAGGAGGUCCAAUCCGUAUCAUGUGGUCACAGCGUGAUCCCUCAUUGAGAAAAUCAAACGUUGGCAAUGUCUUUAUCAAGAAUUUGGAUCCAAGAAUUGACAACAAAGCAUUGUAUGAUACUUUUUCAGCAUUUGGAAAUAUUUUGAGUUGCAAAGUUGCUCAAGAUGAAUCUGCUGAAUCAAAGGGUUAUGGAUUUGUUCAUUUUGAAACUGAAGAAGCUGCCAAUAAAUCAAUUGACAAAGUCAAUGGUAUGCUGUUGAACGGCAAAAAGGUUUAUGUUGGUAAAUUUAUUACACGUAAAGAACGUGAAAAGGAACUUGGUGAAAAAGCUAAACUUUUUACAAAUGUUUAUGUUAAAAAUUUCGGUGAAGAAAUGAAUGAUGAUAAAUUAAAAGAAAUGUUUGAGAAAUUUGGUACAAUAACAAGUCAUAAAGUUGUUGCUAAAGAUGAUGGUAAAUCACGUGGUUUUGGCUUUGUUGCAUUUGAAAAUCCAGAAUCAGCUGAAGCAGCUGUACAAGAAUUAAAUGGUAAAGAAAUAUCAGAAGGUAAAUUUAUGUAUGUUGGUCGUGCACAAAAAAAAGCUGAACGUCAACAAGAAUUAAAACGUAAAUUUGAACAAUUAAAAAUUGAACGUUCAACACGUUAUCAAGGUGUUAAUCUUUAUGUUAAAAAUCUUGAUGAUACAAUUGAUGAUGAACGUUUACGUAAAGAAUUUACACCAUUUGGUACAAUAACAUCAGCUAAAGUUAUGUUAGAAAAUGGACAUAGCAAAGGUUUUGGAUUUGUUUGUUUCUCAGCACCAGAAGAAGCAACAAAAGCUGUUACUGAAAUGAAUUGUCGUAUUGUUGGUACAAAACCACUUUAUGUUGCACUUGCACAACGUAAAGAUGAACGUAAAGCACAUUUAGCAUCACAAUAUCUUCAACGUAUGUCAAACAUACGUAUGCAACAAAUGGGUCCAAUGUAUCAAGCUGGUAGUGCUGGUAAUUUCUUUGUACCAACAUUACAACAACCACAACACUUUUAUGGACCAGCACAAAUGACACAAUUACGUCAAACACCAAGAUGGCAAACACAACCAAAUCAAGUUAGACCAAGUGGACAAGCUGGUAGUACUGGAUUUGCAACAAUGCAAGGACCAUUAAGAGCAGCACAACGUGCACAAGCACCACAAGCUCAACAAAUGAGAACAGCAUUAUCAGCAAGACCAAUAACUGGACAACAAGGUGUUGGUGUUGCUAAUAUACAAGGUAGACCAAUGCCAGCAGUUAAUGUACAACCAGCACAAGGACGUCAAGCUAAUUAUAAAUAUAAUAUGAAUGUACGUAAUCCACAACAACAACAACAAAUGACUAUUCCACAACCAGCACCAGUACAACAAGCUGUUCAUAUACAAGGACAAGAGCCAUUAACAGCACCAAUGCUUGCUGCUGCAUUGCCACAAGAACAAAAACAAAUGCUUGGUGAACGUUUAUUCCCACUUAUUCAAUGCAUGUAUCCUGAAUUAACUGGUAAAAUAACUGGUAUGUUGUUGGAAAUUGAUAACUCUGAACUUUUGCAUAUGCUUGAACACAAUGAGCUUCUUAAGGCUAAAGUUGAAGAAGCUGUUGCUGUAUUACAAGCACAUCAGGCUAAACAGGCCACUAAAAAAGAGUAAAUUCAUUAACAUCUUGAUACUCUUGAAUUUUUUUUUUUCUCUUAUUAUUUACUAACAUCACUUUUUUUUAAUAUGGAUAAAAUCCGUUCUUUCUUUCUUGUCGGUUUUUUUUUUUUCAACUCGAUUUUCUUUUGCUCUAUUCAGUUAUAAUUUACAUAAUCGAAUUAAUCAACAAUUUUUUUUGUUUCUUUAUUCAAAAUUAUUAUAACAUUUUAUUUUAUUUAUCUCUUUUCUUAAUUAGGUUGAAUUAUUUUCGCCGUUU